CGGCGCUCCCCGUCCUCCCCCGUUGCCACGGGUAGCAGCGCCCCUCCCCUCCGCAAAGGGCGGGAAAUCGAUGCCGACAUGGGGGACAUCCAUGAGGGUCCGCGGCACCGCAUCGCCACCGCUCACCUGGCGCGCUACAUCGGGCAGCCCGUCUGCUUCGUGGGCCGCGUCGAGAAGAUUCAUCCUACUGGGAAGCUUUUUGUGCUUUCGGAUGGAGAAGGAAAACAUACGACUGUGGAGCUGAGCGAACCUCUAGAUGAAGAGAUCUCAGGUGUUGUUGAAGUAGUGGGAAGAGUAACAAAUCAAGCAACCAUCAUGUGCACGUCAUAUGUCCAGUUCAGAGAAGAUAAAAGUCCAUUUGAUCUGGAACUCUACAAUGAAGCACUAAAAAUUAUUCAUGAAUUCCCUGAAUACUACCCGUUCGGUACUGGGAGGAACAAUUGAUUUGCCUUAGCACGUAUUUAGAGCUUCAGAGGGGCAGCAGUAGUGUCGCUUUCUUGCUUGACAGCAUGGUGACAGUUGCAUUUAUUUCUAACAAGUAUACUGAAAAGAUGCUGUCAUGUGUGCCAUGUAUUGCCAGUCAAGAAUAUUUUAUUUGGAAACGUAUUUAUUCAGCAAGAAGGAGAUCACUUCUAUGGAUAUCUCACUGUCUGUAUAUAUUUAACCCUUUUGCAUCCACGAGGCGUGUUCUUUGGCAGGACUGGACUUGCUAGGCGCUCAAGUUUUGUAGGUAUCUUUUGGUUGUUGGUAGAGGUUCUGGGAUGCUUUACAGGAAACCUGUACUGAAGACAUUUGGUGGGGUUUUAUUGUAAAGAUUUUUUUAUUUAAUUUGCUUUGACACAAAUUUGUUGGACAUGGGAUGUUUUGCAUCUUGAAAAUGGUCUCUUCUCCAAUAAAAGAGUGACUACAUCUAACUUG
This is a messenger RNA of Phalacrocorax carbo (great cormorant), 918 nucleotides long. Lineage: Eukaryota; Metazoa; Chordata; Aves; Suliformes; Phalacrocoracidae. The record is from RefSeq and is a predicted model, not a curated record.